Molecule: messenger RNA, 818 nt
Organism: Chara braunii
Lineage: Eukaryota; Viridiplantae; Streptophyta; Charophyceae; Charales; Characeae
Source: the annotation of a GenBank genome assembly
GGUGGUGGGUGAAAUGAAGGACGGAGGGAACUUGGGAGGAUCUUCGGCCUGCAGACGAUGCCACUGAAGACUACUUUCGUGACAAAUUACGGAUGUCUCCACGUGUCUUCCGUGAGACCGUUGAGAACUUGUCGCCGAUUCUCGAGCGACGUGUGACAUUCUACAGAAAGCCUUUGCAGCCAGACCACAUCGUCGCCUACGCGCUUUACAGAUGGGCGUCCGGCGAGACAUACGAGAGCAGCAGCUGCGGCUUUGGAAUUGGCAGGGCUUCGGGUUUGGUGGCCGUCCGAGACGUCACAGCUGCGCUGCUUUCAGUGUACAGGGAGAAGGUGGCGUGGCCGACUGGCGUGUGGAAGGCGGUUGUUCUGCGUGCUUUUGCGGACAAGGGUUUCCCGAACUGUCAUGGGUGCAUCGAUUGCACCCAUAUCUACAUCGACAAGCCGGCGAACGUGGCUCCAGAAGACUACUACGACCGCAAGAGACGAUUCUCUGUCGUCGCUCAAGUUGUGGUGGACUUGGACUUGCGCGUCCUCGAUGUGUUCUUGCAAAAUGAAAAGAAUGGGCAUGUCCGUGAUUAGGGAAUUUUUGUGAAAAAGACGGAUUUCAUUUUGUUGUAAUCAUUAAUUAAAAAAAAAAAAAACGGACGGUGCCUGGGGAGUCGGGACAUCCAUCCAGUUUGUUGUUUUUUUUUUCCUGAGGGCAACAGCCUUGCAAUGAACCCAGUCAGAUGGAAAGCUGGUCAAUGUCAGAACAGAGAAUGUCUUAGCGCAGUUUCAAUGUCUCUGAAAUCAUACAUGUAAUCAAGUAGCCAAAUGUCU